AUGGAUUGCAUACAAAAUGAGCGAGGUGCAGAAAUUUUGCAUUUUAGAGUGCACAUGUUGCAAGUCAUGUUUUCCAAUGCGGCCUUGACUAUUCAAGCACAUCGAAGGAUUUGUGAAAUCAAUAGUCAACGCAACGACGCACGAAUAUUACGACGACGUGUUGCGAAGGAGAAGACUCAAAAAAGUCGAAUUAUGGUCGAUGAUGGAGAGAGAAGAAUCCAAAAUGGCUCCAACGUCUUCCUUGCCGAUAUUUCUGUUUCGUGA
Messenger RNA from Necator americanus (New World hookworm), 264 nucleotides. RefSeq lists its product as uncharacterized. The transcript has 3 exons. The record is from RefSeq and is a predicted model, not a curated record. Bases 1 to 264 code for a protein of 87 amino acids. Lineage: Eukaryota; Metazoa; Nematoda; Chromadorea; Rhabditida; Ancylostomatidae.